CCCGCGUCCCGCAACUUCCGGCCUUGCACCCGGUCCUCGCACUUUCCGCACUCCUAGGCUUCUGGCGCUCGAGGAAGAGCAGGCAGUUCCUUAACCAUCAGUAUGGGUAUCCGUGGACUAAUGAGUUACGUGGAAGAUCACAGUAGUCAAUUCUUCAUUGAUUUGAAGUUGAGGGACACCAAAAUUAUUAUUGAUGGCUAUGCACUUUUCCAUCGAUUGUAUUUUGAUUCAAACGUGGAUCUCCGGCAUGGAGGAGACUAUGAUUCUUUUACCGAUGUUAUACACAGAUUCUUUGAAUCACUCUCUUCUUGUAAAAUUCAUCCAUAUGUUGUAUUAGAUGGAGGCUGUGACAUUUCGGAUAAAAAACUCCUCACCUUAAAGGACAGAGCCCGGGAGAAGAUCCAGGUAGCGCAUUCCCUUUCUCUUGGUGGGAGGGGAAAUCUGUUGCCUUUACUCAUCCGAGAAGUAUUCAUUCAAGUCUUGAACAAGCUUCACAUAGACUUUGUCCAAUGCUUCUCCGAAGCAGACAGAGACAUCAUGACACUUGCUAACCAUUGGAAUUGUCCUGUGUUAACGAUGGAUAGUGAUUUUUGCAUUUUUGAUCUGAAAGCUGGCUUUUGUUCUCUGAAUGGUUUUCAGUGGAAAAACCUGGCAGUGUUUAAAGAUACAUUUCACUACUAUAUCCCUGCCAGAUGUUUCUCGGUAGAUAAGUUCUGCAGUCAUUUCAACAAUAUGAAUAAAGCCCUGUUGCCUGUCUUUGCUGUGCUGUGUGGUAAUGACUACAUCAAUUUGCCUGCCCUGGAAACCAUCUUCAGUAGAAUGAGUUUCUCCUCUGGAGCCUCUAGCACCAAAGGGAGAAAGCACCAGCGAAUUCUGGGACUCCUUAACUGGCUGUCUCAUUUUGAUGCCCCCUCUGAAGCUUUAGAUAAUGUGGUGAAGUACCUGAAAAUGAAUGACAGGGAAGCGGUUAGAGAUCUACUUUGGGCUUCAAUGGAAGAAUACCAGCCAUCUCCAGUGAAGCUACAGGAUUUCUUCCAGCUCGGUGCCUACGUGUCUCCCUGCGCCACCGACCUAGGCUUACCAGAAUGGAUACAGCUGGCUUUGGCCAAAGGGCAGCUUUCUCCUUUUGUCUGUGAUGCGUUGUCAUUACGGCGGACUAUUCUUUAUACCCAGGUGGAGAACAUGCAAUGUCCAAGUGCCCACGUUGUCUCUCUCUCCAUUCGGAAAGUCAUCUAUGGCCUUCUUCAGAAUUCUUCUCCAAAUCUAAAUAACGUGUCCCGAAGCACAGGCUCCAAACAACCACUGGCUUUCAGUGAGAUAGAAAGGAUUGAUAAGAAUAUUGCAACGGUGGUUACUCAUGCAGCAAAGCUUCCAGAGGAAUAUCGGGAAUUAGGCAAAUUGAAUGUGCUUUCUCUCUCUAAGCGUAAGAAUCUUCUAUUAGAAACCCUGAAAGUGAAAGAGGUUGUCCUGGACCCAAUUCCUGCUUCCCUGAAGUUACCCAUUGCUGUCACUUGCUUUUGGUUACAAUCCAUAGAAGGCCAAGCAAAACUGUAUCAUGUACAAGCUUUACUGAUGGGAAUGGUAGUUGGCCAGUUGCAGAAGAUGAUCAGUGAGCCAGAUAAUGAGGAAUCGCCUAUGGAUGGGGCAAAGCUGUUCUGUGACCAGUUUCUUAAAGUGAAAGAAAAUAAACUGCAAAGAAAAUUGGAUUUCGAUACUGCCCAUGUUUUCUGUCAGUGGCAGUGCUGUCUCCAGAUGGGAUUCUAUCUCAAUCAGCUUCUGCUAACACCUUUACCUGAGCCCAACAUCACAUGGCUGUACAGUGGGACUCUUGUCCAUGGACUUUCUCAAGAACUUUCCGCUUCAUCCUCAACAGAAAAUCUCUUGCGUGUGUGCCCUGGAGCAAGACAGCUUUAUAGUCAGCUCUUCCAUGGACUGAAGUCUGCUGUCCCCUCAGAAAGUCUUUUCCACAGAGAGAAGUCAAAAGCCAGAAGGAAGAAGCCAAAGAAAACGAACACUAACCUGACAAAGCACCGAGUUGGGACCAGGUCCUUACUUGAUCACGUCAGCAACAGGUUUGGGCUCCUCUCAGUAGAGGACUUGGAUGAUUGGGAUCAGGAGUCAAAGCUGGAAUAAAUCCAGACUUUCAAGUCUUGUGGAUUGUGACUGAGAUGAUAUUUUCAGGUUUAUUCUCUAAAUCAAUCAUGCAGUAGGGAUUUCGUCAUCACUGGAGCUACAGUAUUGAGUGCACUUGGAACCCAGGAAAGCCAUCACUAUAAAAUAAUUACUUGAAACCUCUCUCAAGGUCAUCAUAGAUUGACUAAUAAUUAUAAUAGAUUUUCAAAUUGCAGUAGCUCUGGCUGUGUAUUUGUAAGGUGUGUAUGUAUAUAUAAUGGAUCCAUAUAUAUUAUAUAUGUGGAAGUGGAUAGGGGUGUAUAUAGGUAUAUACAAAGAGAAAUUUUUUAAGGUUUUAUAUUAAAUAUAUCAAGUCGAUACCUUGUAACAUGUAUUUUAUCCCUGGGGAUACUACAAUGUAGUCAUGGAACUGCCAUAAAUUUAAUAUUAUAGGGAACCAGGUAAUUGUUGUUCCUUAAAUUAUUUUUAUAAUAAAUACUUUUUAUGUUUUCA
Molecule: messenger RNA, 2625 nt
Organism: Antechinus flavipes (yellow-footed antechinus)
Lineage: Eukaryota; Metazoa; Chordata; Mammalia; Dasyuromorphia; Dasyuridae
Gene: ASTE1
Product: asteroid homolog 1
Exons: 5
Coding region: 103-2133 (676 amino acids)
Molecular function (GO): nuclease activity
Source: RefSeq, a predicted model, not a curated record